Messenger RNA from Macrosiphum euphorbiae (potato aphid), 366 nucleotides. NCBI's taxonomy places the organism in Eukaryota, Metazoa, Arthropoda, Insecta, Hemiptera, Aphididae. The record is from the annotation of a GenBank genome assembly.
AUGCUGGCGGUUGCCAAUGGACAAUUCGAGUGCCUUAAUUACGCACACGACCGGGGUUGUCUAUGGGACGAGUCGGUGUGUGAGUACGCCGCGGCCAACGGCCACUUGGAGUGCCUGAGAUACGCCCGGGAACAGGGUUGUCCAUGGGACUUGUACGCUUGUGAAAAAGCGGCCAAAAAUGGGCAACUUGAGUGCUUGGCGUACCUCCAUGACAACGGGUGUCCUUUUGACGAGUCCACUUGUGACGCGGCCGCGGCAGGUUGGCACAUCGACGUACUGUGGUAUGCGUACGAACAUGACUGUCCCUGGGACUCGGCCACAUGUCGGGAAUCCGCGGCAAACGGCCACCUAACUAAUCUAACCUAA